Messenger RNA from Rubroshorea leprosula, 798 nucleotides. Lineage: Eukaryota; Viridiplantae; Streptophyta; Magnoliopsida; Malvales; Dipterocarpaceae. The record is from the annotation of a GenBank genome assembly.
GAGCGGUGAGCGUAUAGGGUCCUCUGAAAAUCCCACUACUUGGGGUUUCUGAUGAUUAUGAGUUGCUAGAAGACAUUGCCGUCGCCGGUGGUGAUUUACCCUCCCUUGACCCUGCUGGGCCACUUCGUUCUUCUCAUUCCCUCCCCUGCUCCACUCCUCUCAGUGGAGGAUUUGAUGACUCAUUUGGCAUUUUGGGUAAUCUUAAUGAAACUGACUCCUGAAAAUGGUCUGGACUUGAGUUCUCGGCCAGGAUUCCUGCCUCACACUCCUAUCCCAUCUCCAUUUUCCACCCAAGCUAACUUGUUGGUGGGAAGAUGGUACCUUUUGUUGGCUAUCCUGUAGUUUCUAUGUGGCAGUUCAGGCCUCCUGCUGUUGUUUCAUCACAGGAUCAUAUGCUCCGCCAUCCACUAGCAUAAUCUGGCAUUCCACAUUAGUUCUUAGCUCAAAGAACUCUUGUUCAUGAAGAUGCUUGCCAUAAAUUUUGGCCGUUUUGCUUCUUGGCUCUUCUUUCCCCUCUUCAUGCCCCUUGGAAGAGGGUGAUACAUUAGGCAAUAUCAUCAGGAAACUUUAAGUCUUCACUGUUGAUUGCUUUUGCAACUUGCGAUUUCCUGCUAAGCAAGUUUGGUGAUUCUGUCACCCCAUUGCUGAGGAGCACAUAUUACAGAGGCAGGUUGUAUUUAGGUUACUGUCAAAUUUUGCAUUUUAUAUUUUAAUGCAGAGCUAAAAUGAAAUCAGAUUUUUUUACUAGUUCUGAAAGCCUUCUUAUGAUGAAAAUUCUAUUAGCCUCAUUCUCUUGUG